UUGACUCCAUGCAAACAUCAAACUAAGAAUGGCAAAAAUGAGUCUCUCUUCCUACCUAUUAAUACUAACUUUUUCUCUGUUUUCUCAAGGCAUUUUACUUUCAGCAUCCAAGUCCAUAAGAAAUUUAGAAGAUGACAUGGUAUUUAAUACAUUCAAGCUGGGGAAAGCCUUUCAGAAGGAAGAUACUCCACAAAAAGCAGUUGCUGCUCCUUCUCUGGAACAAUAUAAAAAUGAUGAGAGCAGUUUCAUGAAUGAUGAGGAAAACAAAAAUUCAAAGAACACAGACUCCAAACAUAAUUUCUUAAAUCAUGGUCUGCCACUGAAUCUGGCUAUAAAACCUUAUCUUGCACUAAAAGGAUCUGUAGCUUUUCCAGCUGAAAAUGGAGUUCAGAAUAUUGAAUCAACACAAGAAAAGAGAGAAAUUGGGGAUGAAGAAAACUCAGCUAAAUUUCCUAUAGGAAGGAGAGAUUUUGACAUGCUCAGAUGCAUGCUGGGAAGAGUCUACCGACCUUGCUGGCAAGUCUGAAACCUGUUGGACAACAUCAUCUUUU
Lontra canadensis (Northern American river otter) is the source of this 551-nucleotide messenger RNA. RefSeq names its product pro-melanin concentrating hormone (gene PMCH). The transcript is spliced from 3 exons. The record is from RefSeq and is a predicted model, not a curated record. Gene Ontology annotation, molecular function: type 1 melanin-concentrating hormone receptor binding; melanin-concentrating hormone activity. The coding region runs from base 29 to 526 and encodes 165 amino acids. Gene Ontology annotation, biological process: behavior; chemical synaptic transmission. NCBI's taxonomy places the organism in Eukaryota, Metazoa, Chordata, Mammalia, Carnivora, Mustelidae.